Molecule: messenger RNA, 1806 nt
Organism: Penicillium bovifimosum
Lineage: Eukaryota; Fungi; Ascomycota; Eurotiomycetes; Eurotiales; Aspergillaceae
Product: serine/threonine-protein kinase
Exons: 3
Coding region: 1-1806 (601 amino acids)
Biological process (GO): protein phosphorylation
Molecular function (GO): ATP binding; protein kinase activity
Source: RefSeq, a predicted model, not a curated record
AUGAGUACGAUACAGAAUAUCAAGAAUUUCAUUCGUCAUGGCAAGCAGGCCCGUCUGGUCACCCCUCAUUCUGAGCCUACCACCGACGUUUCCACGAUCAAUGCAGAGCCCCAACGUCAACCGCCAGGCCAAUAUACACCCGGUCUCGAGGCAUUUGGGCCCGAAGGCCGAGCCAAUGCCAUUCACAAGCCUGACUCUCAAGUGAGACACGAUCGAUCCGUCGAAAUCGAACGUCUAGUCGCGGAAGAGAACAUGAAUAGGUCAAAAAUGCCCAAAUAUCCCGGGCUAGAGCGCUGGAUCUUGGUGGAGAAGAUGGGCGACGGCGCCUUCAGCAACGUCUAUCGCGCCAAGGAUACUACAACGGAGUAUGGUGAGGUGGCUAUCAAAGUUGUCCGCAAAUUCGAAAUGAACAGCAAUCAGCGAGCAAAUAUCCUCAAAGAAGUGCAAAUUAUGCGCAACCUUGAUCACCCCAACAUCGUUAAAUUGAUCGAUUUCUCCGAGUCCCGACAAUACUACUACAUCGUCCUCGAACUAUGCCCCGGAGGUGAAUUGUUCCACCAAAUUGUGCGAUUGACAUACUUCAGCGAAGACCUCAGCCGUCAUGUCAUUCGGCAGGUUGCGGAUUCUAUUGAAUAUCUUCACGAGACAUCAGGCGUCGUCCAUCGUGAUAUUAAACCAGAAAAUCUCCUAUUUUAUCCAAUUGAGCAUGUUCCCAGCAAGACUCCCAAACCUCGACAAGCAGGCGACGAAGACAAGGAAGACGAGGGCGAAUUCAUUCCUGGGGUGGGCUCUGGUGGUAUUGGAAAGAUCAAGCUUGCCGAUUUCGGUCUAUCUAAAGUGAUCUGGGAUAGCCAGACGAUGACCCCUUGUGGUACUGUUGGAUACACAGCCCCAGAAAUUGUCAAGGAUGAGCGUUAUUCCAAGAGCGUGGACAUGUGGGCCAUGGGCUGCGUGCUUUACACACUCCUUUGUGGCUUCCCUCCCUUCUACGACGAGAGCAUUCAGGUUCUCACCGAGAAGGUGGCACGGGGCCAGUACACCUUCUUGUCACCCUGGUGGGACGAUAUCUCCAAGUCAGCUCAGGACCUAAUCUCGCAUCUCCUCACCGUGGACCCCGAGAAGCGAUACACCAUCCAGGAGUUCCUCGCACAUCCCUGGAUUAAGGGUACCGAUGAAGAGACUACCGCCGCUGCUGACGCACCUCCUCUGGCAACACCUUUGACCAGAGACCCUGAGAAGGGUCAGGGACUCGCCUCCGCCUCCGCCGAGCAUGGCCCCUACCAGCCAGCCAGUGCUCGCUUCCUCGACCAGCCGUCUGUUGCAUCUGAGCGUCGCAUGGACUUCCGAUCUCCAGGCGCAUUCAAUCUCCGCGAAGUCUUCGAUGUCGGCUACGCGGUGCACAGACAAGAAGAGGAAGGAAAGCGCCGUGCUAACGUGCGCCAAGCCAACCGCGGCGGCACCGCAGGGUUCCAGUCCGCACUCGGUGCUCUCAACGAAGGAUACGACGAGGAGCAGGAAUACAGCCAAGAUCUUGGUAGUCAACAACCUACUAAGGCAGGCAAGAAUCCAGGCGACAUGGCCGGUAUGGAAGCCAAGCUCCGACACACCAACCUCGGCGCCCAGAGCAGUGCCGCACAGGCAAGGCAAGCGCACCAGAAGCCCAAACAAGGAUAUGGAAUGCACGAUGCCACCGUGGCUAGUGCUGCCAAGAGCUCUAUCCGCAAGCCACAGCAACCAUUCGAGCUCACUUUGAACGGUGCGACUCUGCUCGAGAAGCGCGGCCGCCGUAACCAACCGGUGGCAUAG